Molecule: messenger RNA, 943 nt
Organism: Dermacentor andersoni
Lineage: Eukaryota; Metazoa; Arthropoda; Arachnida; Ixodida; Ixodidae
Product: dnaJ homolog subfamily B member 4-like
Cellular component (GO): cytosol
Molecular function (GO): protein-folding chaperone binding
Source: RefSeq, a predicted model, not a curated record
AGUUUAGAGCAUCUGAACUCGUUGACGUGAGACAACGCAUUGUUUGCGUUUGUGAAACGGUGUGUGCGCAUGCGCACGCCUAUCUGGGCGGAGGGAACGAGUCGGGAGCUUCGUACACAGCUCAGGCGCUGGACUCCGAAGAAACUAUGUCGGGAGCAACCGAACGACACCAAGAGCCGACGAUUUAUCACGACGUGUACGUGUCACUCGAGGAAGUGUACAACGGUUGCACCAAGAAAAUUAAAAUCACGAGGAUGGUGACGGACCCGGGCUGUCACACGCCGAAGCCGGAGGCCAAGGUGUUCGAGGUCAAAGUGCAGCCCGGCUGGAAGGAAGGCACCAAGGUCAGGUUCCACCGCGAAGGAGACCGGCUUCCCAACAGCAUCCCCGCCGACGUCGUGUUCGUCAUACGUGACAAGCCGCACCCACAGUUCAAGAGGGAUGGAGCGGAUGUCCGCUACGUCGCAAAGAUCACUUUCAAAGAGGCUCUGCGAGGGACAACGCUGGAAGUGCCCACAAUCACUCAUGGCACGAUAUCUGUGCCGCUGACAGACAUCGUUAAGCCCACCACUGUCAAGCGCAUCCGGGGACAGGGCCUGCGCCGACCUGACGACACCAGGACCCGCGGCGACAUGAUCUUAAGUUUCGACAUCCAGUAUCCUAGCCAGAUGACGGACGCUGCUCUGAAGAUACUCUGGGACACAAUAGAUCCCCUCAUCUGAGAAAUGUCGAUGCGGGGAGAACUUCCUGUUUAAUUUGACUUGUCCGUUGAGAGUUUUAGCGGGUGUAGACAUUCAAGUCUCUUUGAUCAGCCACAAGGCGUUUUAAAGUGAACACGUUUGUGUACAACGACAACAUUUGUGAUAUUUUAUGCUCGUGUGUCACUUAUGGAAAGCUAAUCUGAGCGAGUGAGUGAGUGAAUAAACUUUAUUUCGGAGACCAA